This is a messenger RNA of Spodoptera litura, 1721 nucleotides long. RefSeq names its product ethanolaminephosphotransferase 1. Lineage: Eukaryota; Metazoa; Arthropoda; Insecta; Lepidoptera; Noctuidae. Gene Ontology annotation, biological process: phosphatidylethanolamine biosynthetic process. Gene Ontology annotation, cellular component: endoplasmic reticulum membrane; Golgi apparatus. Gene Ontology annotation, molecular function: ethanolaminephosphotransferase activity. The record is from RefSeq and is a predicted model, not a curated record.
UCAAAAUCAAACCGCGACAGUGUCGUGAUCGGAAACUCGUUUAUUUUUUUAAUUUUUAAUUAUAAAUAGACCUAAAAUGCAUUACGUAAAGUGCAAAAACUUGAUCUAUAAUAAUUAACACGUUUUUAAUUUAGUAUUUUAUUCGUGUAGAAUAAGUUUAAACAGUGAAAAUGUUCAAUUACAAGUACCUCAGCCGCGAACACCUUGAAGGGUUCGAUAAUUAUAAGUACAUGGCCAUAGACACCAGUCCUCUGAGUGUUUAUGUUAUGCAUCCUUUUUGGAACAAAGUUGUAGAGUUCGUACCAAAAUGGGUGGCACCAAACGUGUUAACAUUCGGCGGGUUUCUGCUCGUCGUUCUGAACUUCUUACUUCUCUCGUACUACGACUACGAUUACUACGCCGCCAGUACGCCACUGUACAACGAAACCGUCACCGAGUCGCCUUUGAACGGCCAUGUUGAAUUAAUACCACAAUCCUUAUGGUAUUUCAUCGGGAUUUUCUUGUUCUUGGCUUAUACUUUAGAUGGCAUUGACGGUAAGCAAGCCCGUCGCACUCAGACCUCGGGUCCACUAGGAGAACUAUUCGACCACGGCCUAGACUCAUACACAGUAUUCUUCAUACCGGCCUGUCUAUACUCCAUCUUCGGACGGUUAGACUACUCUAUACCGCCUAUCAGAAUCUACUACGUCAUGUGGAAUCUCCUCCUAAACUUCUACAUCAGUCAUUGGGAGAAGUACAAUACUGGAGUACUGUUCCUACCGUGGGGAUACGACUUCAGUAUGUGGGCGUCGACAGCGUUCUUCCUGUGGACCGGUGUGAAAGGCACGGGUUUCUAUAAGAAGUAUAUAUUCGCCGGGUAUACGCUAGCCAACGUGUUCGAAGUAUUAAUCUACGCUACGGGUGUUGUCACUAACCUACCGGUCGCCCUUUAUAAUAUUUAUCAGUCAUAUAAACUGCGUACAGGCAAGAUGCGAUCUACAACGGAAGCGCUCCGGCCUCUGUGGUCGUUUGUAACGAUGUUGGUAGUCUGCUCCGUGUGGGUGCACAAGUCCAGUCGACUGCCCGAGUACGACCUCAGGGUGCUAUUCCUCCUCAUCGGGACACUGUUCAGUAAUGUCGCUUGUCGUCUAAUAGUAAGUCAGAUGAGCAACCAGCGCUGUGAGAGUAUCAACGUGUUGCUAUGGCCCCUGAGCGUGGCGGCCACAGUGUCGCUACUGUCGCCGCAGUACGAGCCUGUCGCCUUCUAUGGCGUCACUCUACUUACUGUGCUUGCUCAUAUACAUUAUGGAGCUUGUGUUGUACGUCAGAUGUGCGAUCACUUCAGAAUAAACUGCUUCUACAUAAAGCAGAGGUCAGAUUGACUCUUAGACGACAAUGCGUGUUAGUAACAUAACAUUAAUGUAACACAUAUAGGUCUCAUCAGUUACUUAACAACAUCGUGUACACUCCGCCUUACAUUUACAUAUUAUACUCAACAAUGUUGGGAACUAGAUUAUUUUGAAUAGAUUAACUUUAUAUUAUUUUAAGAUAAUUGAGGUUUUUUUUGUCCUUUAAAGUUUGUUAGUAUGAUAUUUUUUGAUAGUUUUACUAGUUUAUUUCAUACGUCAUCCUGAGAUGACGUAUGAAAUAAACUGGUCUGAACCAGUGAUAAGUCAGAGGCCUUAGUACGAGUUUCUUUUUAUUUUAAAGUAUUCGUAACGAGUACGCGUUCGGCGCUGUGA